Setaria italica (foxtail millet) is the source of this 5188-nucleotide messenger RNA. RefSeq names its product protein argonaute 16. Gene Ontology annotation, molecular function: RNA binding; protein binding. NCBI's taxonomy places the organism in Eukaryota, Viridiplantae, Streptophyta, Magnoliopsida, Poales, Poaceae. The transcript has 22 exons. The record is from RefSeq and is a predicted model, not a curated record. Gene Ontology annotation, cellular component: cytoplasm. The coding region runs from base 2304 to 5036 and encodes 910 amino acids. Gene Ontology annotation, biological process: regulatory ncRNA-mediated post-transcriptional gene silencing.
GUUGCUCUCGUGUGGCUCCAUGGCGGAAUCUGAAACUAUUUGGUUGUGGGGUUUUGUGGCGUGCGGGGGUUUUUCGGGGGGUUUUGGAUUCUAGCCAAUGUGGGUUGCUAGGGGUUUCGGAUUGAUCGUAGAUUCCGGAGUUUUGAUGGGAGAUUGUUAUCUGGUCUCGGAAGCGCGCCGUGCGCUGCUCGUGGCAGAUUCCAUCUAUCCAAUUGUGAUGUAAUCAUCUGUUUGAGGGUGGGUUUCCCGUGCGUGCGCCGCUUCAAUUUAUAUGUGUUUCCUCGGCGCUUGUUUAUGCCUGUGAUUCGAUGCAGUGGCGUGGUAUGUGUCGUUCCAAUUUCUGGUUGCGAGUUUGAGUUUAUGGCUUUGUGCUUGCAAUCUGUGAUUUCUGACGGAAUUCUCCGAAUGGCCCCUUCCAAUCUGCAGUCGCGAAAUUUGAACGAACUCAAUCGCUUACUAUUCGAGUUGUUAUAAUCAUUGAGGGUUAUGUUGGGAUUGCUUGAGUUCAUUUGUUUGGUGCUUGUUGGUGAUGGAACGGCAUGCUUUUUUUUAGUACGGACUCGCACCAAUCUCGUGCUCAACCAGUGCGGUUGUGUUUUGGAUUUAUAAAACUCAUCUUGCGGUUUUGCACCUCAGAGUCUCAGCGUUGGAAUUGGUGAUACUUUGGUAGUGUUUGUUCAUGAUCUACAAUUUUUUUACCUCGGUUCCUGUUUAUACGUUGAUUGAUUUGAAGUCACUGUAUUUGUUAGGCUCAUGCCUCAUCUGUUUCCCCUCUAGCACUGCUUUGAGGUUGAGGCGUCUGUUUUUCACUUCUUUCUUUUUUCCAUCUCCCUUUCCUCUUCAUCAUGUUUUGUUUCUGAAAUUACAAAUGGUUUUGCGAUUUAUGAUGAUCCGAGGAGGUAAUACCACAUCUGUUUGGCCACUCAGAACAGUGUUUUACCAAACACAACUUGUUUCUAUUGAGUUAGACUCAGUUUUUUGAUUUAGUGGUGUUUCCCAAAAUUUACUUAUGCACUUUGUGGGAUAUCUUGGGAUUGUGGUAUUAUUGUCUUGGGCCUUGCCUUUCUGGUUUUGUGGUGGACAGAAAUUUUGUUUACUUGUAUAUUUGCUUUUGAUAGUCUAGAACCAAAUGCACCUUUCUUCCCCUUUUUCUGAGUUUGAAAACAGUGUGCUAGACUCUGCUGUAGACGUAUUUUAUUUGGAUGAAAACAGUGUGCCAUCUAGUUCUCUGUGUAAGCACGUUCCUCUGAGUUUUUACAGGGUUUUAGCCAAUUUUCUACAUAAAAUGGUCCCAAAAUGGCCAAUUGUAUAUUGCCACCUGGCCUUUGGGCUUCUUUGCUAAUGAUUCCGCCGGGAAUCAAUAGGCAUUCGGGUUACCUUUCCGGUUUUCCUUUUUAAAAAUAUACGCCCUUCUUGUUUCUUCAUUUAUUGUUUCGGUUCCUUUUGCAUUCAAACAAAAUGCCAUAUUCUCUCCAAAAAAAAAACAAAAUGCCAUAAGGUUAUAGUUUGAUGCAUCAAACAACUUAAUUCUUCUUGCAAGAAAACUUUGGUAAUAUCUGCUCCUUUCACUUGAGCUUCUUUGUAAAAAGACAAAAACAUACACUAAAUGCUUGAUUGAUGUUAUAAGCAUAUCUUUAUUUACAUUCCUCUAUCUGUUUUAUUCUGCGUAUUGGUUUGUAUGUGUGAUGUCUCCAGUAACAACUCGCAUUUUUUGGUUGUCUUUUGCACCAAUUGAGGAUUGGUCAAAAGUCAAAGUGAUACAAGCUAUGGCUAAUUUAGUUGUCACUGUAGAUUGUCUUGGUGGAAUUAGUCGAAAUAGAUGCAUAUCGAUGCAGAAUAUUCAAAUGUUAAUUUGUAGUGUUGAUUGUAUUGUCUUAAUUCAUAUGGAUAAUUGUGCUGCAUUUAAGUGUUCUCUAGUAGAUAUCAUGUGUUUCUUUUGUUUUUAGAGCCAGGCUCCAUGUUUUAACGAGCUUCUCCCCUUACAAAGUUUAUUGUUUUUAUUGAACAUUACAAUGUUUAUUUUUUCAAAAACUGUAAAAGAGUUAAGUGACAUUAACAUUGGCUUUGAUAUGUGGUCCUUCUUUUCAGCAAAGCUUUAUUCCAAUGGUUAUCUAUUGUUUCUUUCUCAUAUGCAACACGAGCAUCUUACCUUAUUCACAUGCAUUAUUUGCAUGCCUUCAUGUUUCAUAUACUAUUUCCAUCAUCCUUCCAUAAAAUUAAAUUCUGAUGUCACCAUUUUGCCUGAUUUGUUUGCCUACAUGUUGAAUAUCAUUCUUCACAAUACUCGCAAGGAAAACUAAUCUAUGUGUCUAUGUGCUAUUUCUCCUUUUUUUUCAUUUUUUUAUCUCUUACACUCGAACAACGAUUUUAUUUGGAUGCCUGAUAGUAUGGCUACUAAAAUGGCUGGAUCUGUCCAAGUGGUUAAGGAUGACACUGUUAAACGCACACCGAUGGCACGGCCUAGCAUUGGUCGUGAAGGAAAGCCGAUUAGGUUGCUGUCAAACCACUUUGCUGUGAAGCUUAAUGGAGUAGAUGCUGUUUUCUACCAAUACAGUGUUUCCAUCAAAUCUGAGGAUGAUAAGGUGGUUGAUGGUAAGGGUAUUGGCCGAAAGGUCAUUGAUAAACUGUUGCAAACAUACAGUUCUGAACUUGAUGGGAAGGAUUUUGCAUAUGAUGGAGAGAAAUGUUUAUUUACUGUGGGACCACUUCCACAGAAUAACUUUGAAUUCACUGUUAUCUUGGAAGAAACAUCUUCAAGGGCUGUUGGUGGAAGUCCAGGACAUGGAAGCCCUAGUCAAGCUGACAAAAAGCGAGUAAAGCGAUCACAUCUUGCAAAAAAAUUCAUUGUGGCCAUAAGUUAUGCAGCAAAGAUUCCUCUAAAGUCAGUUGCUUUGGCACUUCGAGGAAGUGAGUCAGAACAUGCUCAGGAUGCUCUGAGAGUCCUUGACAUUGUUUUAAGGCAACAGCAGGCUAAGCGAGGUUGUCUACUUGUUAGGCAGUCAUUUUUCAGUGAUGACAGUCGAAACCUUGUUGAUUUAACUGGUGGAGUUAGUGGCUGUCGUGGACUCCACUCUAGUUUCCGGACUACAAUUGGUGGUCUUUCAUUGAACAUGGAUGUUUCAACCACCAUGAUUGUGACUCCUGGACCAGUUAUUGAUUUUCUCCUCACAAAUCAAAAUGUCAGAGAUAUCAGGGAUAUUGACUGGCCCAGGGCCAGGAAAAUGCUUAAAAACCUGAGAGUUAAAGCUAAGCACAACAACAUGGAGUUCAAGAUCAUUGGCCUUAGCGAUCAACCAUGCUCCAGACAGACAUUCCCAAUGAAAGUUAGAAAUGGAAGCAUUGAAGUUCAAACUAUGGAUAUUACUGUUCAGGAUUAUUUUAAGUCCAAGCAGGUUGAAUUAAUGAUGCCUUAUCUGCCAUGCCUUGAUGUUGGAAAACCAAAACGUCCUAAUUAUCUCCCAAUUGAGUUAUGCCACAUGGUAUCACUCCAACGUUAUACAAAAGCACUAUCUUCUCAACAAAGAGCAAAUUUGGUUGAAAAGUCACGACAGAAGCCUCAAGAUAGAAUGCGAGUUGUUACAGAUGCUGUAAAAAGUAAUAGGUAUGAUGAUGAUCCAAUCUUAUCUUCUUGUGGUAUUGAAAUCGAGAAACAUCUUACUCGUGUUGAUGGUCGUGUUCUCUCUGCACCAACGCUGGUUGUGGGGAACAGUGAAGACUGCAUCCCGAACAGGGGCAGGUGGAACUACAAUAACAAGAGGCUAUUGGAUCCUGUCAAGAUUGAGCGUUGGGCUAUCGUUAAUUUUUCUGCUCGUUGUGACAUGAGCAGAAUCUCAAGAGAGUUGAUAAACUGUGGACGAAGCAAAGGCAUUUUUAUUGAACGUCCUCACACAUUGGUGGAUGAGGACAGUCAAUCCAGGAGAUGUUCACCUGUUGAAAGGGUUGAGAGGAUGUUCGAAAAAGUCAAAACAAGCCUUCCUGGCCCUCCGGAGUUUCUGUUGUGUGUUUUACCAGAGAGGAAGAAUUGUGAUAUUUAUGGGCCAUGGAAGAAGAAAAAUCUUCAUGAAAUGGGUAUUGUCACUCAAUGCAUUGCUCCCAGUAAUAAGAUGAAUGAUCAGUAUUUCACCAAUGUUCUUCUAAAAAUUAAUGCUAAGCUCGGUGGAAUGAAUUCUAAAUUGGCAUUGGAACAUCGCCAGAUGAUACCAGUUGUGACUCAGAUACCGACAUUAAUUCUUGGAAUGGAUGUUUCACAUGGUUCUCCAGGUCGAGCAGAUAUACCAUCAAUUGCCGCGGUUGUUGGGUCUAGAUGCUGGCCACUGAUAUCACGGUACAGAGCAUCUGUCCGGACCCAAUCUCCAAAGGUAGAGAUGAUCGAUUCUCUAUUUAAGCCGCUGUAUGAUGGGAAGGAUGAUGGCAUAAUGAGGGAACUUCUACUGGACUUCUACCAGACCAGUCAACAAAGAAAGCCUAAGCAGAUAAUUAUCUUCAGGGAUGGUGUGAGCGAGUCUCAAUUUAGCCAAGUACUGAAUGUUGAGCUUAAUCAAAUCAUAAAGGCUUAUCAGAGUAUGGGACAGGGGGACCUUCCGAAGUUCACAGUGAUCAUUGCUCAAAAGAAUCACCACACAAAACUCUUCCAAGUUGAUUCGCCAGACAACGUUCCACCUGGGACUGUCGUAGACUCUGGUAUUGUUCAUCCAAGGCAGUAUGAUUUUUACAUGUGUGCUCAAGCUGGACCAAUUGGUACCUCAAGACCCACCCACUACCAUGUGUUGCUCGAUGAGAUUGGCUUCUCAGCAGAUAAUCUCCAGAAGCUAGUUCUUUCACUUUCAUAUGUGUAUCAGAGGAGCACCACUGCAAUUUCUGUUGUGGCACCUAUCUGUUACGCCCACCUAGCAGCAGCUCAGGUGGGCCAGUUCAUGAAAUUCGAAGAGUUCGCUGAUACCUCAUCAGGCAGUGGUGUCAAUUCGUCAUCAGCAGCAGCAAUCCCAGAAUUGCCGCGGCUUCAUGCUGAUGUCUGCAGUUCCAUGUUCUUCUGUUGAGGUGAUCUUGGUUGACCAUUGUGUGGUAGGGCUAACUCUGUGAAGGAAGAUAUAAUGGGUACACGGCAGGGUAACCGUUUUGUGAAGAAACCUAAGGCCUCCUUUGGAAGCACAGGGGCGAGCAGCCCCGAGCAGCACUUCCCCAGGAUUGA